Leptopilina heterotoma is the source of this 1699-nucleotide messenger RNA. It is a transcript of the gene DMAP1, whose product is annotated as DNA methyltransferase 1-associated protein 1. Lineage: Eukaryota; Metazoa; Arthropoda; Insecta; Hymenoptera; Figitidae. Gene Ontology annotation, biological process: DNA repair; negative regulation of transcription by RNA polymerase II; chromatin remodeling. The transcript is spliced from 5 exons. The record is from RefSeq and is a predicted model, not a curated record. Gene Ontology annotation, cellular component: Swr1 complex; nucleus; NuA4 histone acetyltransferase complex. The coding region runs from base 230 to 1531 and encodes 433 amino acids. Gene Ontology annotation, molecular function: transcription corepressor activity.
CAGUUGUCUGUCAAGUUUAUUUGCGAGAAAAUGUUUGUUGAUAAUUAUUCUUUUCAAGAUUAAAUAACAUUUAUCAGUGUUGUGUUAAAAAGUGAAUAUACAUAAAUUAACGUCCAAUUCUCGAUAAUUUGUUAAAGUUUUUUUUUUUGCCUCAGUUAAUAUCUAAUAUACUCGGUGACCGAAACAUUCGAAUACUUGUGACAAUUUAUAGGUUAGGUUCGUCUGUAAAAUGGCAGAUGUACGUGAUAUUUUGGAUCUUGAAACUCCAACGACAGAAUUAACGAAAGAAACAAUUUUCGGCGAGAAUAAAAAGGUGAGAAAAAGAUAUGAUUAUCGUGUUCCAAAACGACCCGAGGGGAUGCAUAGGGAAGUUUUUGCAUUGCUUUGCAAAGACAACAACGAUGUGCCACCAUUGUAUCCAACAGAUACGAGCAAGGGUUAUAAACAGGUAAAAGCACAAUUGGGAAUGAGAAAAGUAAGACCCUGGAAAUGGACACCAUUUACAAAUCCUGCACGCACUGAUGGAGCUAUUUUUCAUCAUUGGCGACGUGUCGCCGAUGUGGGAAAUGAAUAUCCUUUCGCGAAAUUUAACAAAAAAGUUCCCGUUCCGUCUUACACGAAUGCAGAAUAUUUGCAACAUUUAGUCGUAAAUAAUUGGUCACGCGCGGAAACUGAUCAUUUAUUUGAUUUGUGUCGAAGAUUUGAUCUUAGAUUUAUUGUCAUUCAUGAUCGUUGGGAUCGAACUAAAUUUUCCGUCAAAACUGUCGAAGAAUUGAAAGAGCGAUACUAUCAGGUUUGUGGUUCGAUAACAAAAUCGAAAUCACACUCGGAGAAGAUUUACUCCUUUGACGGGGAGCAUGAAAAGCACAGGAAGGAACAAUUGAAAAAAUUAUUUGAACGCACACCGGAACAAGUUGAAGAGGAGCAAACUCUUCUUGCGGAAUUACGUAAAAUUGAGCAAAGAAAGAAGGAAAGAGAUCGUAAAACACAGGAUUUACAAAAAUUAAUAACCGCCGCUGAUCAUCAAUCAGAUCCAAGAAAAAGUGAACGAAAAUCGUCUAAGAAAAAUAGUAGUUCAUCGAGAAAUCGACCGAGUAAAGCCGAUUCUUCUCAUACCAUUAAUUUUCAGGCCGUCGAAUCAGCUGGAAUCAAGUUUCCUGAUUUUAAGAACAGUGGAGUUUCUCUUCGUUCACAGAGAAUUAAAUUACCGAGCAGUUUAGGUCAAAAGAAAAUGAAGGGCAUUGAACAAAUGUUAACUGAAUUACAGCUUGAAUUAAAUCCACCACCAACGGAACAAAUUUGUCAACAAUUCAAUGAACUUCGCAGUGAUAUUGUACUUCAUUAUGAAUUACGAGGAGCAUUGACAACCUGUGAUUAUGAAUUGCAAUCUUUGAGGCAUCAGUAUGAAGCUCUCGUACCCGGAAAGACCUUAACAAUCCCGACGGCUCUUUUGCCGAAAACAGAACCGGAAGUUAAAUCAGAUAUUAUUGAUGUUGUAGGAUCUCCUAGUAUGCCAAAUGUUGGACAUUAAUUUUGUCGACGAGAUUGUAAAUCUGUGUAUACAUACUUUAGAUUAAUUUAAUUACUAUUUUAAAUAUUAAGACUUAAUUGGAGAAAAAUUAUUUUUCUUCGUCUUUUUUUUGUGAAAUUCCAAAUGUUCAACUGAAUGAAAUUUCUCAAUUUCCAUUAGUUAAGAUUA